This is a messenger RNA of Geodia barretti, 4667 nucleotides long. The record is from the annotation of a GenBank genome assembly. NCBI's taxonomy places the organism in Eukaryota, Metazoa, Porifera, Demospongiae, Tetractinellida, Geodiidae.
GAGGGUGGUGUGAAGACAGUACAACCUCUCAUUAGUGUGCUGUCGUGGCAACUGGCCACUCUCUGGGACACUGUGCAGCGGAGUCCGAUGCAGAUAGGGCACCUGUCAUCCCCGUACACUCUCAUGGAGACAGUGACUCUGCUGUACUCCGACCUCCCGUCCCAGGGAUCUCAUCCUCACCACCACUGAGAUGCUGGGCCAGCCUAUGGUCACACUCUGGCAGAACGUCCUGGAGAGUGAGGCUAAGUCGCCGACAGUGAACCACAAAUCCCCGCACAAGGGACCUUUUGACCUCCAAGAGAGGAUCGUGAAGGCGUGGAGAGCGGUCCUGGCCUGUGUCCAGAGCCGCUACGGCGCUCCGUUCACCUCUGACCUCCUCGACGCCCUCUCUCCCCUCCUCGUCCUCUGUCUCUCGUGCAAGAGACAGGACGUGGUGAGUGAGACUCUGACCUUUUGGACGGCCACCUUUGACCUUGCCCCUGAGCCUCUCGUCUACCCAAACAAGUUGCGAGACGUGUUGGUCAAGUGUAGGAAGAAGUGGGACCUCCAACUGAAACUGCCUGGCUUUGAGCAGACAAGUGGGGCAGUGGCCCACUCCACAGUAGAAGACAGUCUCCCUCACACUGACUCCUCCCGACAUCUUCCCUCACAAUCAGCCCCCGCUGAUGAGCCAAGCCCCCAUAAUUCCGGGGUCAUUCUCCCCCACCCCUCCCCCCAGCGAGGGGUCCGCGGGAGCUUCCUCGGACAGAAACGCUCGCCCCGCCCUGGCGUUCCGACCACGCCCCCUCGUUCCCCGGCAGCCCAGGACAUGGAGGAGAUCCUGGCGAGGUCGCGGGGUCACGGAGGAAGGGGAGGGGCAGGUGUUGCGAAAUCUCCAGUCCUCUCUGCCAGGAGACGACUCUCCCUCAACUCUGACAAGCCAGAGGACUAUGUGUUGGUGGAGCCCCCGGCCAAGAGACAGCAGCUGCUGACAGAGCACCAGAGAGAGAGGAUGAGGGAGAGGAGAGAGAGUAUCCCCGUCAUGUACAAUGCCCUGGACCCUUCUCAGGAACCCACUCAGUUCACCGCUCAACCUGACAGUGCUCCAGAUGAACCGGUAAUCAUCCCUGAAUCAGAGGGGUCUCCCCCGACAACAGUCACCGCCAGAUCCAUAUUUGCCACUAGCUCUGAGCCCCGCCCACCUCCCGUCUCAAGCUCCAUCUCCUCAUUAGUACAGGGGCCCUCCUCAUCAGUUCGCCCUCGAGCACAUUCUCAAACUUUCAGCCAUCAGUUGGGUUCAGCUCCAAUCAACAGCAAUGCCUCAGUUUCAACCAAUCAGGUAGCCAGCAGUGGUAUGGAGGCUUGUCGGAUGGUAUCAGGUAUCCACCAAGGUCACGUGCGCAAGUCCCCGAUAUCGUCACGAACUCGAUCGAGAGCAAGACCAGAGGAAUUUAGCACUGCCCCAUCGGGCAACGGGACACCUUAUCCAGUUGCACUCAACGCUCCCCCUUAUUACUCUGUCUCACGUCCGUUUGUACCACAUUCGGCAACGGGCAGCAUGAUGCCUGUGAGACUAGCCUAUCACCCUCUCCCAUCCUCUUCCCCUACUCUCCCUGCUUCCACUCACCAACUACCCUCUACAAGCAUCCAUCCACCUUUCUCACCCACGGACCAACACUACCAGACUGUUCAUGGUGGACCUAGGUUCCCAGCUAUUGGAACCGAGCCACAACAAGUGUACCAGUUGAUCCAAUCUGGUACCGGCCACCCCGUUAUGUUCCCCGUGCCCCUUCGUCAACCCGUCAUCACGGAAGCUCAUCCGAGUAGCACUUCGGGUCCCCAGUUUGUCCCUGUGAUUCCACAGUCUAUUGCCGCAGGGCCCGUGGCCCCCACCACCUCAAUCGCACCAGGGGUUUCCUCGCAACAGGAUCCAAUCUUCCCUCCCGCUCGCUACAUCUUCAGACCCGGUACGAACCCUCCUCAUCCUUACAGCCUCCACUCUGCACCGGAGACUUCUCUGCCACCUCUCCCACUUUCUGCCGUCAUUCGUCCCGAUCUCUCUGCCACUCGGCGAGCCAACAAGCAACACUCCUCUACUCAUAUUCCUUAUCUUCUACCAGCGGUACACCGACGACACCUAGCGGUUCAGACAGGUUACUGAGAGGGUCAGUCGAUGCUCCAAUAGUCAUUGAGGAUGUGGAGGAACCAUUGACUGCGGUAACAGAGUCAGGGAAGACGAAAGACACGGUGCAAGUUUUAGACUCUGGGGGUGAGGGCUCUGUCCGAGAUAAUGAGAUUUUGAUAUCGUCAAAGACUGACGAACAGGGGCAGACAUCGGCAUUAGUAGAGGGGGAGUCCACUGUUGCAGAGCCAAUGGAUGAAGCUCAGCCGGUGAACUCAGCAGGUGAGGCUACAAGUGAAGUGGCUGCGGCUCAUAAAGCUAUGAAUGAAGAUAUGGAAUCAGUAGAAGAAGGUGGAGAGAAGGGUGGUCAGCAGCUCAUGGAGGAAGAGGGGAAGGAAGAUAUGGAGGUGGUCUGUGGGGAGACAGCAGAAGAGAGAGAAGAGAGAGGCAGUGAGAGCACCACUCUACAGAUGACUGUAGGGUCACCGGAAAAGCUCCCUUCUUCUCAGCCAUACGUUCCCAUCAGUAUAGAGAUCAUUGAGCGCCAGUCAGACUCUUCUGGUGAGAAGACAGCACUGGAAGCCACAGAGGACAAGUAUAUGACUGGAGCUCAGUCUCUCGAGCCACUCUCAGAGUCUUGUGAGCCCGGCCCUGCCCUGUUCGAACCUCCUACCUCGUCUCAGGAGGAAGCCCCUGAUAGUUUAGGGACUGAUGAACCGGCCAGUGACACCGGAGACUCGGGUCAGAUUGUGGCUAGUGAUGGAGGUGACCCUGUAGUUUGUGAGGCUAACGAACCAGCUGCGAUUGAGAAGAGUCCCGAGGCGAAGAGUGACAUUCCUCCUACCACCACCAGUAUAGUCCACGCUGCAGAAAGUGGAGAGAUAGAAGGAACGGGAUCUAGUGAAGUUACGGGAAGUAUUGAACAACCGGAUGUCAAAGUUAGUGAAGAAAUCUGUAAAUCGGACACAGAGGGCAAGAGAGACGAGGAAGAGGCUGAGGACGAGAGCGAGAUUGUAAGAGAGGAAGAAAAGUUAGUGGAAGAGACUUGUGUAACUGACGGUGCUAGAGAAAUCCAGAGCCAGUCGGAGGAGAAAGAAAAGAAGGGGAGUGUGGAUGGUUGUGGAAUAGAAGAGAAAACCAUACUCGAAGAAUCUCCAGUUCGAACAGCUCAGAAAGUCCCAGCCAUGGCAGUGACACCGACCACCUCUACAGCAUGGGGGUGCGCAGCCUCGCCCAAGACCACGCCCGGCGGGAUCCUCAAACACGUCAGUCAGUUUGACACGCCCACCUCGACUGCCGGCAGAGGUCGCAGGGUUCAGUUUGCCAGCAGUCCAGUUGUGUUCCAGCCGACUAGGGGAGGGGAAGAGGGAUAUAGGACACCCAGACACUCUCGGACCAAGAGUGCUCUGUCCUCAAGGAGAACUCUACUGAAAUCUGACUCCAACACUAAACCAUCACACACCCAAAAGUCUCAGAGAGUGUCGAGUGCGCCGGUGUAUCCGUCUCUGGCUGACUGUGAGUCUCCUGUGGAGGACAUCCUCCCCGUCCUCUCACCUUGCCGCUUUACCCACGGUCUGGUUCAUUUGGUCCAUGCUCGGAACAUUCGGACUGUGGGUAACAUCUCAUCUCUCUCCGAACAAGAGGUCCAGACUCUCCCCAUCAAAUCCCCUAAAAUCGAGAACCUGAAACAGGCACUGAGAAACUUUCAACAGCACCUGGGUAAUAAGAGACGUGCCUCACUGGACAGUGACAGUCUGGGGCCACCAGCCAAGAAACGAAGCCGACAGAGUGGUCCAGAAGAGGUGGGCAAAGGAGAGACCAACACAGACCAACGGACACCACAACCACCCAAACAGGACAAACCACCAGAACCAAGUCACGAGGAGAGUGAAGGGAGGGAAGAUGAAGAUAGUCAGUUGAGUCUCGUUCCUUCUCAAGCUUCCCAGAGUGAACCAGCCGUACUACUAUCCUCUCCCGAUGAGAACAAUGAUGGUGGUGCAGACGGCUGAGAAUGAAAAGGGUGAGCCCCUUCAAUCAGCCGAGAGAAUGGACGACGAUAGCGUAUUUGUAGAAGAAUCGCAGAGCGUCACAAGCCAACACGUGACGGACAUUUCAACCGUAGCGUUCAAGACAGUGUCUCCAGUGACAGUGAGAGCGAGGGAGAGAAGGAAGUGGAAAUGGAGUUGGGGGAGACGGUAACGGAUGCUAGUGCAGGAAGCAUGACAUUGUCGUCUGAAGAAUCACAGCAGUCGACUAGCUUACAGCACGACCAUUCUUAUUUCUCCUCCGCCACCGAGGAAGGAGAGGGAGCCUGUGGCGCACUUGGAGCGUUGCCAGCGGCCGAGCAGAGAGAGAGGGUGGAAGUUGUGCCAGCAGCACAGCUGGCUGACCAUGACUACUGCAGUGUACUUGAGCCUGCGUCUUCUUUGGAGGGAGAUCAACUUCAUGACCUCCCACCACCUCCAACCAGUGAUACUGAAUUUAGGAGUAAGCUGUCGUCUGACAUCCAAGAUCACAACUACUGUCGUCAAUUAGCACCCAACCCCCCAGGGGUAACCCAAGACCU